UCUCGCACUCGCACUGCGCCUUUUCAUGCCUGCUGCUGCCUCUGCCUCUUUUUAUCUUUUUUUACCCCCUUGCCCUCCUUUUCUCUCCUUUGACGCAUCCAUCGCUAAAGCGCUCCAGCACAGCCUCCUUUGUCCGCUCACUUGCUUUGCAGUUCGUCGUCGUGCUCCUCCCGAAUUCCGCGGUCAGAGCUCCGCUGCGGCCGCUGACAUUUGUCUCCUCUGCCAAGAGGGGGCUGCUCUUGGAUCGUUGCUGGACUAGAGUUUAUCUACCGCAUUGCUCCUGGUUUUGCAGCGCAGCUUGUCUCGCCUUUGGCUUUGCUGCAUCUGUUCUGCUCCCAGGGUCUCUUGCUCUGUCCAGAAUCCAGAUUGGUUGCCUGAUUCCUAGACAACUGCAGGUUCGGAUCUUCGAGCGCUCAUGAGUAUUUCUUGAUCCCCUCUACUGUUCUGAGCCAACAAAGUUUCCAUCUUGCACUUGCUCUAGCCUGUGCGCUGAAGAAUUCUUGAGCUUGGUGGCAAAUCAGAAAAAUGGCCGAGGUGAAGCCUGAGGAGAUGGUCCAUCAUCCACCCAUGGACCAGCUCCAGGGUUUUGAGUACUGCAUCGACUCGAAUCCUUCAUGGGGAGAGGCAAUGGCUUUGGGGUUUCAGCAUUAUAUAUUGUCCCUGGGCACCGCUGUGAUGAUCCCGACAAUGUUGGUUCCUCUUAUGGGUGGCAACGAUAAUGACAAGGCCAGGGUGGUUCAAACACUGUUAUUUGUUACUGGGAUCAAGACGCUGCUCCAGACACUAUUUGGUACUCGCCUUCCAACCAUCAUGGGUGGCUCGUAUGCAUUUGUCAUCCCGAUCCUCUCCAUAAUCCGAGACCCCUCGCUUGCCCAAAUAGCUGAUGGCCACACUAGAUUCUUGCAGACAAUGAGAGCCAUACAAGGCUCAUUGAUAGUAUCCUCAAGCAUUCAAAUAAUUCUUGGAUAUAGCCAGUUAUGGGCAAUAUGUUCUAGGUUCUUUAGCCCACUUGGGAUGGUUCCCGUGGUUGCAUUGGUGGGGCUUGGCCUUUUCGAGAGAGGAUUCCCAGUGGUUGGGAGAUGCGUGGAGAUUGGUCUUCCAAUGCUUAUCCUAUUUGUCGCACUUUCCCAAUAUCUCAAGCACGUCCAUGUCCGGCAUGUUCCUGUUUUAGAGAGGUUCUCACUGUUGAUGUGCAUCGCUCUUGUCUGGGUAUAUGCCCACAUCCUCACAGCAAGUGGUGCAUACAAGCAUACGGCACUUCUCACCCAGAUCAAUUGUCGAACAGACCGUGCCAACCUCAUCUCUUCUGCACUGUGGAUAAGCAUCCCAUUCCCGUUACAAUGGGGCGCACCAACAUUCAGUGCAGACCAUGCAUUUGGUAUGAUGGCUGCUGUGCUGGUCUCUUUAAUAGAGACAACAGGAGCAUUCAAGGCUGCUGCCCGGUUGGCUAGUGCGACACCCCCACCAGCAUAUGUCCUGAGCAGAGGCAUUGGAUGGCAGGGUAUCGGCACCCUACUAGAUGGGCUAUUUGGCACUGGGACUGGUUCUACUGUUUCUGUGGAGAAUGUUGGCCUUCUAGGAUCAACAAGGGUUGGUAGCAGAAGAGUGAUACAGAUCUCUGCUGGUUUCAUGAUCUUCUUCUCCAUACUAGGAAAAUUUGGAGCACUUUUUGCCUCCAUUCCUUUCACAAUAUUCGCCGCCAUUUACUGCAUAAUGUUUGGAAUUGUCGCUGCUGUGGGGCUCUCCUUUAUGCAGUUCACCAAUAUGAACUCAAUGCGCAACCUCUUCAUUAUCGGUGUCUCACUCUUCCUGGGUUUAUCUAUACCAGAGUACUUCUCUCGGUAUUCCACGAGUUCUCAGCAAGGCCCAGCGCACACAAAGGCUGGAUGGUUCAAUGACUACAUCAACACUAUCUUCUCGUCCCCGCCCACCGUUGCCCUCUUUGUGGCAGUAAUCCUUGACAACACACUCGAUGUCAGAGAUGCGUCAAGGGACCGAGGAAUGCCAUGGUGGGCGCGUUUCAGGACGUUCCGGGGGGACAGCAGGAAUGAAGAGUUCUACACCCUGCCGUUCAACCUCAAUAGGUUCUUCCCACCAUCAUGAGCCAAAUUGCCAAGGUCAAGAUACCACAAUCCAAACUGUCAAAUGAAGUAAGCAUUGCCUAACAAUCUGGUUUGCUUUCGGUAGAGUAGAUGAGCAACAGAAAGUUGAACAAAGCAGGAACUAAUUCUCUGUUAGCCGUCGGUCGAUUGUACAUAAACUGAUUCGUUUCUGUUGAUCAGCGAUGAUGAACCAGAAUGUUGGAUUUUGAUAUAAUGUGACUUUAGAGA
Molecule: messenger RNA, 2330 nt
Organism: Phragmites australis (common reed)
Lineage: Eukaryota; Viridiplantae; Streptophyta; Magnoliopsida; Poales; Poaceae
Product: nucleobase-ascorbate transporter 2-like
Exons: 14
Coding region: 526-2103 (525 amino acids)
Biological process (GO): transmembrane transport
Cellular component (GO): membrane
Molecular function (GO): transmembrane transporter activity
Source: RefSeq, a predicted model, not a curated record